Vairimorpha ceranae is the source of this 162-nucleotide messenger RNA. RefSeq lists its product as hypothetical. Lineage: Eukaryota; Fungi; Microsporidia; Nosematidae. The record is from RefSeq and is a predicted model, not a curated record. The transcript has a single exon. The coding region runs from base 1 to 162 and encodes 53 amino acids.
AUGAUAGAAACUUUUUUAGAAAAAAUAAUUAAGACAAAUGAAGAAGAAAUAAUUUAUCUUCUUUUUGGUUACAAGCUUUUUAAGGACAAGCAGGUAUGCAUACAUUGUAAUGUCAAUAUGCACCUUACAUCAAAUAAAAAAAUACAAGAUAGGUUUGAGUAG